AAUUUUCCUGUGGGAGCUCACAUUUGAAGCCAAACUUGGCUUUGUGCUGGUUAUACUGGGGCCAGAGGAACAAAGCCAUCGGUUUCUUCUGUCCUUUUCAGGAGUGCUAUUCGUUCCUAAAAACAACCAGCACCCCAAGCAUAGCACCAUCCACCCCACCAUCCAUUUAAUCGGCUCUACUUAACGAGUUAAAUCAGGUGGUUAAUGAAAUAGAAUUGUCGACCUCCCUUCACUAUGCUUAUUUUUUUUAUUUAUUUUUUUUUUUUUACCUUUACCCGAGUUAAUCUGGGUCAGCAUCUUUCCCUCCUAGUAAAAGGCAAGAAAGAUGUGCCCUUCAUUUGCCCUAUGUGGCCCCACGUUGGGGGCACUUUGUCCACUUGGUGAUGGUGUGGAUCAGGUAACAUGGGGCCUCAGGUAACUCAGGUGACAUGCCCUUAUGUGGACAGAGUGCGAACAGAACAGCACUGUGCACCCUCUGCAGUGUACUCUUCCUGAAAGUUCCAGCCCACUUAACAGUUGUCACCACUCCAGGUCGCCGAAUCUAGCACGCCCUUUAAUUGGGCUACCCCAAUGUCACAGGUACGGAGAGGCUCGGUCACUGACGUCAGCAUCUGGGGAAGGGGUGGCACCAGCACCCUGCACCUUCUUGAGGCUUACCUGGCCCAGGGACCCUUCAGGGUGCCCGUGUGCCUGGCAGCUACGACCACCUCUGCCCGUGGUCCCCCGAGGCCUCCGCUGCGGGGCAGCCAUCUUGGCGAGGGGCGAGGGGAAGUGCUCACCUGCCGCCCCGCCCCUCCUCAGCGUGCGCGGCGCCGCUUGUCAAGGAGGGCGGGCGAGGCCCGGAUUACGGGGUCGUGGGGUCCUCCAAACUGGAUGGGAGGGCGUGCACAAGAUGCAGGCGAAGACACCGAGGGUCUGGCCCUUAGGGAGAAGGAACGACGGAGGAAUGGGCAGAAGCAGCUGGUAACAGUCCCAAAUGCCACCUCCACGUGACGUGACUGCCUUCUCCCUGCCACACCCCCUGCUCUUCCCAGGCCUCAACUCUACUACCUACUUUCCGAGCGGUGUUCGGGCCCACGCCCAGGGGAAGAGCGGCCCCACCGCUCCAGAGCUCCCGGUGUGCGCAAACCCGGGGCCGCGUGGCCUAGGCCGGGCAGGGGGCGGGGCAAGCGGCGGUGACGCGACCGUUGCCAUGGGAACCCACCGCCCGCUCAGGCGCAGGAGCCGCAGCCCCAGCCGGUGCUGCCGCCCGCCGCCGGCUGCCCGCUGCCCGCCUGCCCGCUUCGGGCUCUCCCAGCGGGGCGGUAGGGGAGCCGGGCUGCAGGAAGGGAGAGAGCAGAUGCGGCCUCCGAGCCGGAGCGGGUCCCGCAUGACCUGAACCGAGGCCCCUAAGCCGCCGCAGCGACCGCGAGGAACGAGGACAAGCGCGAAGCAGCGCCCGCCUGGCCCCGGACCGCGCGCUCCGGCCCGUCUCCCAGACACGGACGGCACGGUCCGCCCCGACCCCAGCGCCGCGCGGUCUCAGCCCAGCCGGCGACCUCAGAGCCUCCGCAACCUCCGCGGGCCCCGAAGCUCUUUGCCUUCGCCUUCGCCGCCGCCGCAGCCGCCGCCCCCGCCCCCGCCGCAGCCGCCGCAGCCGCCUGCACCUCUGCCACCGCCUCUGCCCCCGCUCCGUCCGCGACCCAAGCCCAGGCCCCGACCCCAGCCGCGACCCCGCCCUCGGCCCCGCCAACCUCGGCCGCGGCCCGCGCCCCGGCCCCGGAGGCCCAGCCGUGGGUACGAUGCUGCCCAGCUCCAUCCAGAUUUCGGGGGAACCGCUGUCAGGCGCCGAGGUGCGGGACAUCUGCCGCGGCCUGCGCGACAACGCCGUGCGCCUGCUCUCACUGCGCGGCUGCCGCCUCUGCGACCGCGACUUCGGCCGCAUCUGCCGGGCCCUGGCCGGGGCCACGUCCCUGGCGCAGCUCAACCUUAACCUAGGCGUCGUGUCCAGUCCCAGCCGCAUCAAGCAGCUGGCAGAGGCGCUGCGGACCAACCGCUCCAUCCAGUCCCUCUUCCUACAUGGGAGUCCCCUGACAGAUGCAGGGCUGGCCUUGCUGAACCCAGCCCUGGCCCUCCACCCUGCCCUUGUGGCUCUGGACCUGGGGGACUGCAUGCUGGGUGAUGAAGCCAUCAACCUCAUCUGUGGCCUCCUCCCCCCAGAUGGAGCCAAGUCAGGCUUGAAGGAGCUAACGCUGAGUGCCAACCCUGGCAUCACCCCUAAGGGCUGGAGCCGCCUCGCGAUUGCUGUGGCCCACAGCUCCCAGGUCCGCGUCCUCAAUCUGGACUACAACCCCCUGGGUGACCAUGUGGCAGGGAUGCUGGCUGUAGCUGUGGCCUCCAGCCGCACCUUAGAAGUCCUAGACUUGGAGGGCACAGGGCUCACCAACCAGUCAGCUCAGACCCUGCUGGACAUGGUAGAAAAUUACCCCACGGCUUUGCGGAGCCUGGUGUUGGCUGAGAACAGCAUUAGCCCAGAGCUGCAGCAACAGAUCUGUGACCUCCUCUCAGAGGGAGAGGAGGAGGAGGAGGUGGCGGGAGGGGCUGGCGACACCCAGGAACGAGAGAGAGGGCGGGAGCCUGCUGCCCACCAGAGGAGCAGCAGCUCCUGGAUGUGCCCCAGUGAUCCCAGCUCUCAGAUGGUGCUCAUGACUUCAGGACUCGGUGACAGUCUGUUGGCUGAGACCGAGAUGUGACUCUCCACUUGGGCUUCUGCACAUCAUUACAUUUUGUCUAUGUCCCCAGCACCUUGUCCCAAAUAUCAGGGUCAGGCCCUGGGGCCUGGGAGGGAGGGAGGGUGGGGGGUGGCUGGGGCUCUGGUAGCUCCCGGCAGUGGUGGGAAGCUCUGGAAGCUGACUGAGCAACAGCCUCGGGGGCACUUGAACCCAAGGCAACGCCUCUGGACUUGUUGGCAGCUCUGGCUGCAACCCGCUGGCUCGGAAGAGAUUUUAUUAACUCUACAACCUGGUGUGUGGCUGUGGUCCCUGGGGGGCUGGCAGUAGGGGAGGAAUUGGAACUAUUAGACACUAGGGGGCAGUGCCACCCCGCAGCCCAAGUUCCAGGCAGCAUCCACUGGCCCCAAAUAUCUAACAGGUCAGGCUCAGGUCUCGGACUUCUAGGACCUGGGGUCCUGGGGCGACACCUUACACAGGCCCCCCGUAAGAAUCGUAACUGAGGCAAAGAGACCGCCUCCACAGGUGGGCUGGACCCUACCUACCUCAAGGGGAGACUCAGGGGCCCUGCCAAGGUCACUUGAGGUGCACCUUCUCUCACUGCCUGACGCUCUGUGGCCACGGACAUCCCAAGCAGAGAAGGGCAGGGGAGACUCACUAGCAAAGAGCAGAAUUUGACUAGAACUGGGAA
Molecule: messenger RNA, 3399 nt
Organism: Acinonyx jubatus (cheetah)
Lineage: Eukaryota; Metazoa; Chordata; Mammalia; Carnivora; Felidae
Gene: LRRC73
Product: leucine rich repeat containing 73
Exons: 6
Coding region: 1782-2732 (316 amino acids)
Source: RefSeq, a predicted model, not a curated record